Messenger RNA from Osmerus eperlanus (European smelt), 2242 nucleotides. Its product is annotated as gap junction delta-2 protein. Gene Ontology annotation, molecular function: gap junction channel activity. Gene Ontology annotation, cellular component: connexin complex. Gene Ontology annotation, biological process: cell-cell signaling. Bases 219 to 1310 code for a protein of 363 amino acids. Lineage: Eukaryota; Metazoa; Chordata; Actinopteri; Osmeriformes; Osmeridae. The transcript is spliced from 2 exons. The record is from RefSeq and is a predicted model, not a curated record.
CCCCCACUGUACAUUGAAAGCCUUUGUGUUGCAUACAGUACAAAGAGUGUUUCAGAUGGAGUUAGAGAAUAUGUGUGGUCAGCCUGUUCUGCCUUCAUGCAGCUCAAUAGACUCCAGCACCUCUACCAACCUGCUCCCACUGAGAAUAUAGUUAUGCAGAUUGCUUGCUUUGGCAUUUUUCCAGUUUUGGAUCGGAAAGAGACAAAUUUUCCAAAGAAAUGGGAGACUGGUCAAUUCUUGGCCGCUUCCUAACGGAGGUGCAGAACCACUCCACCGUGAUCGGCAAGAUCUGGCUGACCAUGCUGCUCAUCUUCCGCAUCCUGCUGGUCACCCUGGUGGGAGACGCCGUCUACAGCGACGAGCAGUCCAAGUUCACCUGCAACACCCUGCAGCCUGGCUGCAACAACGUGUGCUACGACACGUUCGCCCCUGUCUCCCACCUGCGUUUCUGGGUCUUCCAGAUCGUCCUCGUCUCCACCCCCUCCAUCUUUUACAUCGUCUACGUGCUGCACAAAAUCGCCAAGGACGAGAAGCUGGAGAUCGAGAAGGUCCAGGAGGUGGCCCGCGAGAGGGCCAAACAGGUGGGCCUGGAUGAGGACGCGGCCCUGGAGAGUGGCAGCCCCAGGUACCAGCCCUGCUACCUGGAGGAGUGGGGCGCACAGGAGGGAGAGUGUGUGGAGCAGAGCCUGCUGGAGGAGGAGCUGAGGGAGGUGGGGAAGGACCCCACCCAGCUCUCCAGCCAGGUCCUGCUCAUCUACAUCAUCCACGUGGUGCUGCGCUCCAUCAUGGAGAUCACGUUCCUGGUGGGGCAGUGUUACCUGUUUGGGUUCGAGGUGCCGCACCUGUUCCGCUGUGAAACCUACCCCUGCCCCAAUCGGACUGAUUGCUUCGUGUCCCGCGCCACAGAGAAGACCAUCUUCCUUAACUUUAUGUUCAGCAUCAGCCUGGGCUGCUUUGUACUCAACAUCGUGGAGCUGCACUACCUGGGCUGGGUCUACAUCUUCCGGGUGCUGUGCUCUGCUUGCUCCACCUGCUGCGAGGCAGAGAGGGACCCUUUGGAGCGCGUGGGGCUGUACGCCCAUCACAACCCCCUGCUUCUGCAGCUUACACACUCCUUACGGGGCCGGGUGGUCCUCCAGACGCCCACAGCCAUGUCCCAGGAGAAGAGCAGCAGGGCCCCCGCCAUCUCCUUCCAGACGGACUCCACAGUGGAGUACACCUCCAGAAGGAGUCCGGACGAGAAGGAGCGCACCAAGUCCAAGCUGGCCGGCAUGAGCAGGCUGGGGAGAGGGAAAAAGUCCUGGCUGUAAACUGUCUUCUGUUUUCUUUCUUUUUUUUCUCUUUUUAUAUUUCUCUUUUGCUUCUUCCUCUGAUUGCGUUUGUUUAUCUGAAGAUUUGGUUUAAACAUGUUUACAGUAAGAGUGCAAAAGCAACUGUCCUUUGAGCCUUUUGCAGUGAAUCUUUAGGUAUUCCAUGCUAGGAGUACUUAGACACCAGCACAGUGCCUGUAUGGUCUUCUUUAAGAGAAAUACAUUAGUUAAUAUUCUCAUGUCCAUACCAUAUCCAUAUCAGUACAUUCGUUGAGAUAUGAUUAAAAAACAACAACAGCAUGAGCAUGCACAGGCAUUGUCACAUUAUAAUCCUUAUUAUCAUUUAAACUGUGAGAAUAUAUGUUGUUUUGGUUAUCUUUGGAAUCAAAUGUCACUUUAUUCUAAUCUAGAGAAACUUUGAUAAAAUGUGUGGCUGUCAUUGAGGAAUGUGCUCAACAGAGCUAGAACUAUACAACAUUAAAAGGUGCAAUGUUUCUAAAUGUCUGCAAUAUCAACUGAAUAAUACUUUGUGUUCAGGAAUAUUCUGAAAUGUAUUCAGUUUCCCUCUUUGAGUCAAACAAGGAAGGACAAUAGAAGUGACAUUUGAAAAGAUAGUAUCAUGAGUGAAGUAACUGAUGGACAUGGAAAUGUAUACAGUAAGAAUAUAUAUUGGGCAUGACGACUUACUGUAAGUUGAUUCUAUAAAUUAUAUGGUGCAUGUUUUGUUUGGUGUUUUAUUAUGUUUCUUUUCUGUGCUACUUAUUACAAUCCAGGCACUUUUCAAUCCUGGCAAACACAUGUUGUACAAAAUUGAUUGAGCUGUUAUUUCUGCUGCUUGUCGGACUGAUAUUACACUUUCACUGUCACAAACAAUUCAGUGCCACUGAACUGAAAACAACGUUAUAAAGAUAUAAAGAGUAGAUCAAAUAAAA